Molecule: messenger RNA, 1122 nt
Organism: Schistosoma guineensis
Lineage: Eukaryota; Metazoa; Platyhelminthes; Trematoda; Strigeidida; Schistosomatidae
Source: the annotation of a GenBank genome assembly
AUGGCAUUAAUAGAAGAUUGGCCAAUAGUUGUGGAUAACGGAGCUGGACAUUUAAAAGCUGGUUAUGCUGGAGAUGGUGGACCAAGAAUUCUUAUUCCAAUGUUAAUAGGUAGACCAACAAAAUGUUCAAAAUAUACAGACUGGUUUGUUGGUGAACAUGCAAAUGUUCUUCGAAAUGAACUGAUUCUUAAUUGCCCUAUUGCUAAUGGAAUUGUAACGGAUAUUGACGGGUUAUCAUUAGUUUGGUAUUAUAUGUUCAUGAAGGAACUACGUACAAAUCCGGAAAAUCAUCCAGUUCUUAUAAGUGAAUAUCCUUUAUUGCCUAAAUUCAACAGAGAAAAAUUAGCAGAAAUGGUUUUUGAGAAAUUUCAUAUGCCUGGUUUAUUCUUCACAGAUCAAUCUGCACUUGCUCUGUACGCGUAUGGGCUAACAUCCGGUUUGGUUGUUGAUGUUGGUACAGAAAUGUCUAAUAUUACACCGGUCAAUAAUACAAUUUAUAUACCGAAUGCUUUAAGGCGUCAAAAUCUCGGUGGAUCUCAUAUAACUGAAUUAUUCCGAUAUAUGCUAGCGAAAGAACAUCCUGUUGCAGCCACAUCUAUCUCACGUGAUUUUGCACGGCUUUUAAAAGAAAAAAUUUGUUUUAUUUCAUUGAAUCCAGAUGAUGAAAGAAAACAAAUCAAUUCCACUUCAAGUGCACAAAAUGUACAUCAAACACCAGAUGGUCAUAUUAUAAGUUUGACUAAGGAAAGAUUUAUGGCACCUGAAUUAUUAUUUUAUCCAAGACAAGCAGGUUUAAGUGGUACAACUGGACUACAAAAUAUCGUUAAUGAAUCUAUUCAAAAAUGUUCAGCUGAUUUACAUCCAACAUUAUAUUCAAACAUUGUAUUAAGUGGUGGUAGUACAUUAUUUCCUGGACUUUCACAACGUUUAGAAAAUGAAUUGAACGCGUUGAACUCACCAGUAAAUCAAAGAAUAUUUGUACAUAGAAAACAAAAUGAUCAAAAAUAUGCUGUAUGGAUUGGUGGUUCCAUUUUAGCCUCAUUGAGUUCAUUUAAAGAAAUAUAUAUACAAAAGAAAGAAUAUGAAGAAUUUGGUGCAAGAAUUGUACAUACAAGAUAAAAC